AGGUAUUUGGCUGUUAAUGAAUAAAGAGGUGAUGAACAUUUGUGUGUAGGUCUUUGUGUGGACAUAUGUUGUCAUAUCUCUUGAGUAAAUACCUAAAAGUGGGAUUGCUGGGGUUUUACUGCCCUUGGAUGUUCCUGCAGAUAUGGAGAAUAUCGAGGAGCAGUUUGCUAAUCUGCACAUUGUUAAACGCUCAGGAACUACAGAGCCCACUUAUCUUCUUGGCAUAGACACAUCAAGGACUGUACAAGCAGAAAAGGAAAGCUUGGUUGCUGUUUUAUGUUCUAAUGGAUCAAUCAGAAUAUACGAUAAAGAAAGGUUGAAUGUACUGCGAGAAUUUAGUGGAUAUCCUGGACUUCUCAAUGGAGUCAAAUUUGCAAAUUCCUGUGACAGUGUAUAUUCAGCAUGUACUGAUGGCACUGUAAAAUGUUGGGAUGCUCGGUUAGCCAGUGAAAAACCUAUCCAGCUGUUCAAGGGUUACCCUUCCAAUAUUUUUAUUAGUUUUGAUAUCAGCUGUAAUGAGCAUGUCAUUUGUGCUGGUACAGAAAAAGUUGAUGAUGACGCGUUGUUGGUUUUUUGGGAUGCAAGAAUUAAUUCUCAGGAUCUGUCUACUGCCAAAGACCCACUUGGUGCCUAUUCGGAGACACAGAGUGAUGAUAUCACUCAGAUACGUUUCCAUCCCAGCAAUCCCAACAUGGUGGUCUCAGGUUCAACUGAUGGCCUGGUAAAUGUAUUUGAUAUCAGUAUUGAGAAUGAGGAGGAUGCACUGGUUACAACCUGUAACUCAGUUUCAUCAGUCAGCUGUCUUGGUUGGUCUGGGAAAGAUUAUAAACAGAUUUACUGCAUGACACAUGAUGAGGGAUUUUGUUGGUGGGACCUUAAUCAUCUGGAUACGGAGGAACCAAUUACACAUUUGAACAUCCAGGAUGUCAGAGAAAUAGUCAGUGUGAAAGAAGGCAUUUUGGACUAUUUGAUUGGUGGCCUGUAUCAUGAAAAGAUGGAUAAAUUGUUUGUUAUUGGAGGAACAAACAAAGGAAGGAUUCACUUAAUGAACUGCACCACGGAAGGAUUGACCCAUGUGACCAGCCUUCAGGAAGGGCAUGCUGCCACAGUCCGUUCUUUCUGCUGGAACGUGCAGGAUGAUUCUUUGCUGACAGGGGGAGAAGAUGCACAGUUAAUACUUUGGAAACCUGGAGGUGUAGAGAAGACCUGCCCGAAGAAAGAGAGCAUGAAAAUAGCAUCCUCUGUGCACCAGCGAGUCCGAGUUCACAGUAAUGAUUCUUAUAAGAGAAGGAAAAAGCAGUAAUACCACGUUGACAGUUUAUUUAGUAAGUUUUAUAGUUUCAAGUACUUAUUUGUGUUUACUCCCCAUGGUAGACACAUUAAAAGGGUUGUGUAAAAACAAGCUUACUAGCAAACAGUCCUGGAAAAAUGUUGAGCAUAGUUUAAUUCAGGUCUUCACAUAUUCUAAAAAAUUUUAAAGCCACUAGUUGAGUAUAAAAUCAAUGAGUUGAAAGUACUGUUACCUUCCACAUUUUAUUUAUUUAUUUUUAUU
Molecule: messenger RNA, 1552 nt
Organism: Carlito syrichta (Philippine tarsier)
Lineage: Eukaryota; Metazoa; Chordata; Mammalia; Primates; Tarsiidae
Gene: WDR89
Product: WD repeat domain 89
Exons: 2
Coding region: 143-1303 (386 amino acids)
Molecular function (GO): protein binding
Source: RefSeq, a predicted model, not a curated record